AUGAAUCGUACAGAUGAGGUGAGCUGGACUGUGACUAUGCUCAGGGGGGAUGCAGGAAGUCCUCUCGGAGAGGACAAAGAUGAAGGUCAACUCACCCCGACUGCCUUGUUGUCUGUGCUCUUCUCCUUCCAGGAAAAAGGAAACAUUGCUGUAGUAUUUAAUGUGGGAACAGAUGACAUAAACAUCGAGGAGACAUCAAAGUUUGUAAAUGAUGGAAAGUACCAUAUAGUGAAGUUUACAAGGAGUGGGGGUAAUGCCACUCUGCAGGUGGAUGACCUGCCAGUCAUUGAGCGCUACCCCACAGGCAACAUUGAUAACGAACGCCUGGCGCUUGCUAGACAGCGAAUCCCAUACCGACUCGGUCGAGUAGUUGACGAAUGGCUACUCGACAAAGGGCGACAGCUUACAAUCUUCAACAGCCAAACUACUAUACAAAUUGGGGGCUGGGAGCGAGAUCGGAGUCGAUCCUUUCAGGGCCAGCUCUCAGGUCUCUACUACAAUGGCCUAAAGGUGUUCAACAUGGCCGCCGAGGGCGAUCCCAAUAUAAAGAUCCAGGGCAGCGUUCGGCUGGUUGGGGAGUCUCCCUCCUCUAUCACGCCUCAGUCGAGCACCACAGCCAACCGCUCGGAAACAUCCACAUCCAUCAUGGAAAUCACCACCACCACCGCAUCUACCAGGAGAGUUAAACAGACCACACCGCGGGAACCUCAGCAGACAACUGAUGACUUGAUGGUGGCUUCAGCGGAGUGUCCAAGUGAUGAUGAAGACAUUGAUCCGUGUGAGCCGAGCUCAGCCAGUCCCACAGGAUCUGGACCGAAGGGUUACCCGGGCACGUCAGAGGUCUUCCGGGAGUCCAGCAGCACAACGGGGAUGGUGGUUGGCAUUGUAGCAGCAGCUGCCCUGUGUAUACUCAUCCUCCUUUAUGCCAUGUACAAGUACCGAAACAGAGACGAGGGAUCGUAUCACGUGGAUGAGAGUCGCAACUACAUCAGCAACUCAGCACAAUCCAAUGGCACAGUAGUCAAAGAGAAACCCAUCAACAACCCGAAAACCUCCAGCAAGAACAAGAAGAACAAGGACAAAGAGUACUACGUGUGACUGAGGACCCUUUGGUCUUUUCUAGGCCGACAUCUGUCUCAAAGAUGGAUCAGGACAUAAACAUGUGUACAGGAUAAUAACAAAGAUGAACAAUAUUUAGUCAUUUUUUUCUUACAAGCUAAUGCCCUACAAAAUAAACUGAAAAUAAAAAUAUAAAUUUCUUUACUCUAAAGAACCCCAAACAAAAAGGACAUGCUGUCCAGAGAGAGACUCUAAGGGAAAAAGACUGGCUAAUAUCUAAAGUGAACCAAACAAUAAUAACCCAUGUGUGACUUGCCAGAGUAAUGCCACCCAUCCGUCAUGUUUCUGGGAACAGAAGAGUACAGACGCACUUUGCAGACAGAGAUUCAGCAUUACAAACUGUGCAUUUACAUUGCCUGUGUUUGUGUGGUUGACUUUUUUUUUUUCUAGAGAAAAUGGCACACUGCAUCAAUAAAUACAUACCAUAAAUAUGCCAAACAUUGACUCCAGAAGGGAAGGAAGGAGGAAAAGAAAUCGCACGGUGGAAAAUUUCAGGCCAAAGCACUCACCGAAGAGGCAGUGAAGUCCGGCCAAGACUUAUUUGUUUCACUGAGCUGUUGCAGUGUAAAGAUUAGAACAGAUGGUUGUUUCUCAUGAAAUGGUCUGAUUUACAAGGACAGCUCUUUGAGAGAGAGAAAGUGGAGACCUUCAUUUUCCACAUGGUGUGAUCUUAAAGGGACGGCGUUUCUCCUCAGAUUCCUGGGGAUCUGAGAAAAGGUUGUCACCUGGGAGCCAUGCACGCAAAUUAUCUUAUUACAGUACAUAUGUUUAUAAACAGUACAACCACAUCUAUAUGUGCUUUCUGGACUGUGACAAAGUGGUGUUUUAUAGCCUGUUGUAAAGACGAUGCAAAAUAUAACUGCUCCUCAACCAUUUUGGAAUAAAAUCUAUUAAAAAAUAAAAAAGA
This is a messenger RNA of Poecilia latipinna (sailfin molly), 2026 nucleotides long. Its product is annotated as neurexin-1a-beta-like. Lineage: Eukaryota; Metazoa; Chordata; Actinopteri; Cyprinodontiformes; Poeciliidae. The transcript has 6 exons. Bases 1 to 1098 code for a protein of 365 amino acids. The record is from RefSeq and is a predicted model, not a curated record.